UUUUUUUUUUUGUUCUUCUUCUUUAUUAUAUUGUCAUGUGGGCCAAUGCAUUAAAAGCAGUAGGACUUGCUCCAGUAGAAGAUUAUAUUCAACCACGAUUAUCCAUUGGAAACAGAGUAUUGGAUGGUGAAUUCUCAACAGGACAUUUCAAGAUACAAGUCAAUACACAAACAAUGCUUGUUACCGUGAAGAAUUUAGAAGGCCGUGUUCUUUGGCAAUCUAUCCACAAUGAACCUUUUUUGUUUUCUUCUUUGGGUCAAGACGAAUUUGGACCGUCAACAACAUUGGCUGGGGUGUUUACGCCUGUUGUGGAACAUGAUACAUUGACGACCCGACUUCAAACCAUUACCAAGAUUGCUUAUGAUGAACAAGAUAAGAAAAAAGUGAAUAUCUUUGGUGGAUUGGGCACCAAAUUGGUCUUACCUACUCAUAUGGAUUACAAAAUCUCUUUUCAAGAAAUCACUCCUCAUCAGUUAAUAUUCUCUAUUCAAGUCUUGGGUUGUGAUCGAUCUAUGCAACAAUAUAAACGCUUGAUCCUCAUAGGUGCCAGUCGGAAAGAAGAAGCUUUUUAUGGCUUUGGUGAGCAAUACUCUUCUUUUAAUCACAAAGGACAGAAAAUCCCCAUUCUUAUCAGGGAACAAGGAAAGGGUCGAGUAUCUUCUUCGGCUACUACUUUAUGGUCAUCCACACUUAGUCUUUUAUCAGGUGAUCCUUUAUCCAGCAAUUGUGUUGUUCCUUUUUAUAUGACAAACGAUCAUCGUGGAUUUUAUCUGACAAAUACUGAAUAUGCAAGUUUCGAUCUUCAACAUCCAGAACGUGUGGUGGUUCGUGUGAAUGCAACAACAAUGACAGCUAGACUCCUUGAUGGUGAUUCAUUAUUAGAUCUUAUUACGGAAUAUACUAGCUUUACAGGACGUGUUCAACCUAUGCCAUCUUGGAUUGAUCAAGGUGCUAUUACUGAAAUUCAAGGCGGGCCAGAAAAAGUGCGACAGAUUGUACAACGACUUCAUCACUACCAGGUACCAUUAGCAGCUAUUUGUAUUUCUGACUGGACUGGAUAUCAUAUAUCAUCAUCUCCUCCAAGCCGUCGCGAUAGUACAACCAAUAUCAAUAACAAGAGGAUCUAUACUUUGGAACAUGAUGCUCACACUUAUCCUGAUUGGAUCAGUCUAGUGCAUGAAUUGACUCAACGAACAACUGGUGCAACUUCUAGUGCUGCAACAUUGAUGGUAUCCUCUAAUGAUGGUGAUGAUGAUGAUCGACAACAACCAAAAGAUGACAUCCCCCCUGUACGUGUUUUGGUCAAUAUCAGUCCAUUGUUAUCAGAAAGAAAAGGAACUGACAUUUCUGAAUUAUUUGAUCAUGCCAAACAAUAUAAUUACCUUGUCAAGACAACAGAUGGACUUCCUUUUAUGAUAUCAACACAACCAGGUAAUGCAGCUGCAAUGAUCGACUUGUCUAAUCCAGAAGCUCGUCAGUGGUUAAAGGGUGAAAUCAAGAAACAUAUCUUUGAUACUGGUCUAUCAGGAUAUAUGGCGGAUUACGGAAACACAUUACCAAUGAUAUCAAAUCAAAUCCAACUCUUUUCAGAACAAGAUGCAGCAUCUUAUCAUAAUCAAUAUGCCGAUGACUGGGCAGCUUUACACAUGGAACUUCUCAAAGAAUAUGAUUUGGAUGACAAUAAUGCAGUUUACUUUGUUCGAUCAGGCUUCACUCGUUCUCCAGGGAAAAUCCAAGGCUUAUGGACUGGUGAUCAAAAUGUAACAUGGGAUCAACAUGAUGGUAUCAAAAGUGCAGUUACUGCUAUGUUGAAUGCUGGUAUGUCAGGAUUUUCCGUCAGUCAUUGUGAUAUUGGUGGCUACGUAACAGCUGAUGGUGGAAUCCCUGGAACUAGGAUGAUACGAAAUCGAGAACUACUUUAUCGAUGGAUGGAAUUGGCGGCUUUUACUCCUGUAUUCCGAACUUCGGAAGGAUCGAUUCCUUUUGUGAAUGCACAGUUUUAUGAUAAUGAAGAAUCUUAUUUACAUUUGGCACACACAACACGAUUAUUUACAGCAUUGGCAACUUAUCGCAAUCAACUAUUGAAGGAAGCACAAACAAAAGGAUGGCCAGUGAUGCGACAUUUGAUUCUCUAUUAUCCUGAUGAUGAUAAGGUACAACAAUUGACAUGGCAACAAUUCUUACUUGGAUCAGCUGUGAUGGUGGCACCCACAUUAUCACCCUCAUCCUAUGUCAAGGUCUAUUUCCCCAGAGACAAUCGUAACAUCUCAUGGCGCCAUCUCUGGACUGGUAAACUAUAUGAAGCUGAUGGUUCCUAUCAAGCCAUUGAUACUCCCAUGGGUCAGCCAGCCGCUUUUGUCAUGGAGCCAAGAUAUGAUGAACCUGGUGGUCGUCUUUUGGAUCCUUUAUUGAAAUUUGCCUCUUCUUACUAUGCAACUCUCCAUCCUGCUGAUGAUACUCAAGGUGGAAGAAUAUGAAUGAAUUUUGAUAUGAUUAUUGAAUGAAUUUAGCUAGUGAAUUUACUGUAGAUGUAUAUCAAAAUAUUUGUGUAUUACUGUAUCAAUAAAGAAUAAGAAAAAAAAGUCUUCACUCUAUCAGUCAUAUUUCACAUG
Molecule: messenger RNA, 2612 nt
Organism: Halteromyces radiatus
Lineage: Eukaryota; Fungi; Mucoromycota; Mucoromycetes; Mucorales; Cunninghamellaceae
Product: glycosyl hydrolases family 31-domain-containing protein
Exons: 7
Coding region: 36-2477 (813 amino acids)
Biological process (GO): carbohydrate metabolic process
Molecular function (GO): carbohydrate binding; hydrolase activity, hydrolyzing O-glycosyl compounds
Source: RefSeq, a predicted model, not a curated record